AUGCUAGAGAUCAAAAGAGGGCGCUUAUUCAAGUGGCCGGGUGUUUCCUGUACGUUGCGGCACAGUUUUGGUCGCGAUGAUCCGCGCUUUGCGAUACCAGCGGGUCUGCUAGCCAGCACAGCUUUCACAAAAUAUCCCGACGUGACAGUGGCGCUGUAUGUUAUGUGGAAAGCACUACAGAUCUGCUACAAUUUGGGCAUCAAAGAAGGGGUUUUGCCCCACGUAUCGAAUUUUACGAUAUUCUUAUACGCAUUCUGUACGGCUAUAGAGUUUCAUGCAGGCAUUCUUGAGCCAAAAACGGUACGACCGAGCUACAUCAAAUUUCUCCAAGGGAUGUCAGGAGAUAGAUUUAAUCGAUUUAACUUGGAACCCUUCAGCAUCUAUGGUCAAAAUGCCAGCGAACAAAUGCGAGAAGUUUCCAGAAAACUGAAUAUUAUCAACCAAGCACCGUUGCCUAAAUGUUCACUUGCCUCGUGGAAAUAAUAGUAGCAUACAUACAUACAUACAUAUAGGGAUGCAAUAUCUAUAAUUACAUAUACAAUGUAUAGAGAAAAGCAGACUUAGAAAGGGUUUAGAGAGCGAUAAUGAAGAAGGCAAAGCCUUUCGCUAAAGUAGCGAUUUAGAAUGAGAAGAAAUGGAAAUGAAAUACAAUUGUGUGAUUCACAACGAGUCAUUACAGUCAUAAAUUUUAUAACGUUAAAAACGAUGCUGCAGUUGUUAUGAAUCACUCAAAAAUAAGUUUAACGUUUAUAAAGUUUAUGAAAAUAUCACUAAUUACGACACCUUGCGAAUCACCAAAAUAAUUAGUUAGACAUCGUCGUAGUAAGGCAACGAAGCAGAAGAGCAAGAAAAAUAAUGUAAUAAGUGUAAAGACAUUCCUUAAUGAAAAGCGUAAUCGAGCAGAGAAUCAGCUAGGGUUUCAUAAAUGUAUUAUGAAUAAAAUCAAUUUUUUUUAUACUACAUACUAUGUGCAUAUGUGCAAGUGUUUCUUAGCGUUUUUUAUUUUUGUUUUAUUAUUUUUUACUUGAUUUUGUUUGGAUGACUUAUUAAAGAUUAAGUGAAAAUCCUAGUAUUUGUACAUAAAUAUAUAUUACGAAAACUUUAAUUCUAAAAUUUGGGGUGAUUUGUUUUUAGACGCAGGUCUUUCAAACUGCGGUGUAUUGAUUUUUUGGUAGACUUUUAUAUUUUCCCUUUGUAUGGUUAAAAAAAGAAAGAUGUGGUGGAAUUCUUUCUUAUAUAUAUUCUUUCAUUAAUAAUAAUAACUAUUCUUUAUUUACCCGGUAUUUUUUAUUCUUGCUUAAAAAAAAUUAGGAAUAGUCGUUGCCUAUGAUUUAGGUAUAUAAAAUAAAAUAAACACAUACACAUACAUAUAUGGAUAUGCAUAUUUAUAAAACUAAGGUUAAGACAUAAACUAGCUAAUAGCUACGAUAAAAAAGAUUUUACAAAAUUUAAUAAAUAAAAAUAUACAUUACUUUAAAAUUUCUGUGACCGUCACAAAAUAA
Messenger RNA from Rhagoletis zephyria (snowberry fruit fly), 1502 nucleotides. Its product is annotated as transmembrane protein 135-like. NCBI's taxonomy places the organism in Eukaryota, Metazoa, Arthropoda, Insecta, Diptera, Tephritidae. The record is from RefSeq and is a predicted model, not a curated record.